UCUUCUCUCCGGUCCAAAUCAUCACUCUAAUGGCACCAGAAGUGGUUCAAACCGGAACUAAACCGACCGUGUUGGCUAAACCGGUCACCCUGCCCAAUCGAGCUUAUGUUACCUUCUUGGCUGGCAAUGGAGAUUACGUGAAAGGCGUUGUAGGGUUGGUUAAAGGGUUAAGGAAGGUGAAAUCCGCAUACCCUCUAGUGGUUGCCGUUUUGCCCGACGUCCCCGACGAGCACCGGCGGAUCCUCCAGAACCAGGGCUGCAUCGUUCGAGAGAUCGAACCCAUUUACCCGCCCGAGAACCAGACCCGGUUUGCCAUGGCUUACUACGUCAUCAACUACUCCAAGCUCCGUAUUUGGAAGUUCGUGGAAUACAGUAAGCUGAUAUACCUGGACGGAGAUAUUCAGGUGUACGACAACAUAGACCAUCUCUUUGAUUUGCCCGAUGGGAAUUUCUACGCCGUAAUGGACUGUUUCUGCGAGCAAACAUGGAGCCACACCCCGCAAGCCAAGAUCGGUUACUGCCAACAGUGCCCCGAUAAGGUGAAGUGGCCGGCGGAGAUGGGACAGCCACCGUCUCUUUACUUCAACGCUGGCAUGUGCGUUUUCGAGCCCGGCCUCGAGACCUACGAGAAUCUCUUGGCCACCCUUAAAGUCGUCCCUCCGACCCCAUUCGCCGAGCAGGACUUUCUGAACAUGUUCUUUAAAGACAUUUACAAGCCCAUUCCUUUGGUAUACAACCUGGUUCUAGCCAUGUUAUGGCGUCAUCCCGAGAACGUGGAGCUCGACAAAGUGAAGGUCGUUCACUACUGUGCCGCCGGAUCGAAGCCGUGGAGGUACACCGGGAAAGAAGAGAACAUGCAGAGGGAAGACGUGAAGAUGCUGGUUCAGAAAUGGUGGGAUAAUUAUAUCGACGAGUCUCUUGAUUACUGGAAUCCGACAGUUGGUGACGGAGAGGCGGUGGAGCCGGUGAAGAUGCAGCCGUUGCUGGUGGCUCUGUCGGAAGCUGGUGCUGUCCCAUACGUGACGGCCCCGUCUGCGGCUUGAAAGUGAACAUGGAGGGCUCUGUUUUAGGGGAAGGAGGACCAUUAGUAGACGUAGAAAUACUAAAAUGGAUGGAUCUUCUUUGUUCUCAUAUGUAAUGAGGUAAGGGGAGAUAAGAUAGUAGGUUGUCCCCAACAUUAAAUUGAGAGCAACUUCCAUAAAAGACCUCUAAAUUAUGAAAUGACCUCUAUGAGACUCGAUCCCACGACCUCAAGACUAAAAACCUUGUGUUCUACUAACUGAGUUGGAUGAUCAUUUCCGUAAAAAACUAAAAGAAGUAUUAAAAGGGGCAGUUUCCUUUCUCCCUAUUUCCUUUAAGGGAUUGAGGAAUAAAAGCUCCUAGGUGGUGAAGUCUAUAGUACUAAAUUGUGUUUGUUAAUUCUCAAACGAGUUCUGUUAUUAAAGGUUUGCAGAAACGGACCAUGUUGUUAUGUUUUGCAGCUAUUAUU
This is a messenger RNA of Hibiscus syriacus, 1489 nucleotides long. RefSeq names its product galactinol synthase 2-like. Gene Ontology annotation, molecular function: glycosyltransferase activity. The record is from RefSeq and is a predicted model, not a curated record. Lineage: Eukaryota; Viridiplantae; Streptophyta; Magnoliopsida; Malvales; Malvaceae. The coding region runs from base 30 to 1043 and encodes 337 amino acids. The transcript is spliced from 2 exons.